Pomacea canaliculata is the source of this 1297-nucleotide messenger RNA. RefSeq names its product proline-rich transmembrane protein 1-like. Gene Ontology annotation, cellular component: membrane. The record is from RefSeq and is a predicted model, not a curated record. The transcript has 4 exons. The coding region runs from base 647 to 1018 and encodes 123 amino acids. NCBI's taxonomy places the organism in Eukaryota, Metazoa, Mollusca, Gastropoda, Architaenioglossa, Ampullariidae.
UCAGGUUUUGUUUGGUCAGCGUGGUUGAAGUACAGACAUAACACACCUGUUCUGCAGAUUGAUGAAUACUGAACAGUAUAAUUAUCAAGUAUCUGCUGUAUAUUGCUGUUUUGUGGAAAUAAAGAUCUCUAAAAGUGAAAGGAGAUGCUGAUGCCGCCGUGGUAUACCACGCUGCAACUUGAGGAGUCCAUCGUCUUCUGUGAAUUGUUAAUUCCGCAUCACUCAUAGCUUUCUCGCUAAAAAAAAUUCACUAGAAACGAUGUCAAAGCUAAGAUUGAACUCAGUUUUAUUAUCUAAUAAUAUAUGUUUCGACCACCAUUUUGUAGUAAGCGUGCAUGAUACCAUAUACACCUCCGUUAAGACCAUUUCAAUUUGAGUGGGGUGAAGGUUUUAUGUAUACAUUAUUUUCCGAAAUCGUCCAUAUGAGAACUUGGUCUUAUCAUAUCAUCCUGUUUGAACUGACUGGUGGGGACAUUAUAACAUCACCAAGGAAAGAGUAUGUCACAACCGGUGAGCACUGGGAGGCGCGCGCAGCAUGGAAGGGAAAUCCGUGAGCUAAAUACAGCAACGAUCAACAGUUGCGACCAGCAUAUCGAUCUGAUCCCUGAUCUUUACUGCAUAUUCUUGUGGUUUCUUUGCCAGUCAAAUGGACCCGAAACAAGGUAACCAGCCCGGAUAUCCCCAGCAGAGGUACGCUGUACAACCACAGCAAGGCUACAGCUACAACCACUCUACAGUCAUCGUUACUCAACCAGUAGCCGCCGUUCCAGUUGUUCACAGUGUGCCAGACCACAUGGGCUUGGCUAUCUUCACCACACUCUGCUGCUGUUGGCCGAUCGGACUUUUUGCCAUCAUGAAGGCAUCCGAGUCCCGCACUGCCUUAGCAUCAGGGGACUUCCAACGAGCUCAGACCUUAAGCCAGGACUCUCGCCGCUUGUCCCUGUUUUCCAUCGCCGGUGGAUGUGUCUCAAUCGUCAUUGUCAUCAUCGUAGUUGUCACCAUGGUCACCAGUAAUUAAUAACUACUACAAUAGUUACUGACGACAUCAGCUUUUCGGACCGGGAAUCCUGUUCCUGGAGAGAGCGUGUGGUUGCUGAGGAACCGGAUAUAAGACUGUCUCACACACGGCAGCUGGCGAAGAAAGACUUUAAUGCAAGACGCACACAUUAUUUGCACUUUGUAGCUGAUAGACAUGAUGCACGUGAGCACGUGCGUGUGUGCUUUGUUGUACACCCAUUGACUUUUGUGACAAUGUAGACGAAAAAUAAUGAUUAAAAUGAAGGAUUAGACGAGCUUU